AUGAACUUUAAUCAGUCCAUUCUUCUUCCAAUGGGCUAUGGAUUAAUUUAUCCAUAUAAACACUCCGAGACCAUUACACAUCGCAACCAUUUAAUAGAAAGCCCUCAUUUAUACAAUGAUACUUUUAAGCUCGGAUAUAUAUCGAAUUACUAUGGAAGGUCGAUAGACGGUAGAUGUGUUAGGCAUACUUCAGUUAAUUCUUUAAAUUCUCUUGAUAAUUCAGUACCAGAAUCCGGUGAAAAUCACAAUAAAGAUAUUAGUUUAGAAUAUGUCCGAGAUUCUAAUGAAAAAGCGACUGAAAAAACAGCUGAAACAGCCGAAAGUGACAUCAAUGAGGAUUUAUCGAACCUGAUUUCAGCUCAUACGGAACUGUUAGAAAAGGGCCUACCCGAAGACGAUCUUGCCAAAUAUGAUUGGUUUGAUGACGAACCCGUUGAUUCAUCCGAUGAGGAGCUGAUUACUGAAUACUACGAGUCAAAGAUGCCUGACUAUAAAUCCAUUUACAGACACUUGGACCCUGUUGGCAUAAAAAAUUACGUGCCGGACACCUCCAGUUCAGACUUGUGCCUCGGCAGUGUUUAUGAAGUCGGAGAGUCUCUGAUCGAUGAGAACAAUAAUUCCAACACAUACACCCGAGAGGAAAUAGUUGAAAAGUCCACCAAGAACAAAGAGCAGGUGGAUAGACUACAGAGGGAAUAUGAUGAAAACAUCAAGAAGAAACUUGAGUCAAUAAAGCGACAAAAAGAAAUUGAGGGAGAAGAGCUUAAUCAUUUAGAAAAAGAAGAGGACGAGUUUGACGAAAAUUAUGAAGGAGUUAACGAGUUCGAUUUCGGAAAGGACUUUGUGCGAGACUCUAAGGAUGUGGCGAUUGAGGACGAGAUGUGCAGGUUCUUUUUGGAGGUUCCGCUCAGGAGCUGGGUGAAGGAUGAAGUGGAGGCAUACCGAACUUCUUUGAAAAAGCUUGAAAAAUCACUAAAGUACUACACUCCUAUGGAAGAAGAGAGGUUCGUAACUGAUGUCAGGAGUGUUUUCAAAGACUCGCCGAUGACAACCCUAGGCAUAUUUGAUAACGACGAACAGGUUAACUUUGAGGACGAACGAGUGGAUCAAGCCCGUGAAAUGGAUUUUGAUGAUCGAUAUAAGGUGCCCAAAGAGAAGGUUAAAGGACUGCACGUAAAGGAGUACAAACACAACGACCUGCUCAAUGACAUCGAUAAGUAUGAAAAAUCGGAGUACCCUCAGAUAAUUGAAUCAAUCUCCGUUCGUGAUGAGAAUCAGCCAAUAUUUGUGCUAGAUCCAGAAAGGAGCAACCUAGAUAAAAAGAGGAGGCGCAAAGAGGCCCUGAAGGGCGAAGACAUUAGCGAAUCCAUGUUGAAGGGCAAGUUACGAGUGUACAUGGGAGUCCCCAAGAAUUUCAUCAGGUUUGAAGAGCUAGAUUCAGUUACUAUCAACGACUUCGUUGCCUUCAAGCGAGAUUAUGAUAUUUGCGCCGGGAAGGUCAUCGAGAAGAUUCCGCUGAAGGACGAAUACCGCACAGCCACGGUCAUUCUACCGAACCAGGCCGGCUACACUGAUCAGAACAUACGCUAUCUUGCCGACGAACUGGCAAUCAACACCAAGGGCCUGGUCUUCGUCCCAGACAUCCCAGUCAUCGAUAACGAGGAGUGGUACUUUGGCCUCUUAAACAGGCUCUUGAAGCUUAUACAAAGCGUUUACAAGGUGGAUCGAGUGUGCUUAGUGGGCUUAGGUGAGCAGGGGAACCUCUUACUCAACUACGUUGAACGUUCAAUGGACAAAACAAUAUCGCAAUACCAAUCGGCCUACUUAAACUCCUGUAAGGCCACCAAACAUGCUCAACAGGCCAACGACGAGGCCAGCAGUAGCAGUCCUGACGCUAAUAAUAAUAACAGCGGCGGCACAAGCGGACUAAAUGUGAGAAGUGAGGAUGAAAUGGGCGAGUUUUUGGAAAAAUUCAGCACCAAGAGGGCCGAAGAGCUGAUUGGACGGCAGUCCAUACCUUUGAUUGAUGAGCUUCUCGACGGACUGAAAAACAUUAAACUCAGCCAAAGUCACAGGACCGCAAUGAAGGAGAAGGACGCAAACAUCAUCAAGCCCGUUUCCAGGCUUCUCCAGUCCGUUGUGCUAUAUGACACUUGCAAGAUCGACUUUGAGAGGCUGGUUGGUCUGUCCGUUCCCGCCAUGGUCAUCCAGUCGAAUAGGACAAAUCUGAUUGACCGGGUCCUAUCAUCCGAUUCUCCGCGCUUCCUUAAGCAAAGGGACAAAAGGGUGUACGAUCCGAUGUUCAAGGGCGUCGACAUGUUCCAAUACGCCGUUACAGAUCCUCCAGAGAAGCUCAAGAGUCUGAUUAACAGGGAAACAGGGUUUCGAUUCAUUCCAUCGGAGCACAAUGCGAAAAUGGAGGCUGAGCAGUACUACAUUACCUCAUUCCACAGGGGGAUCGACAUCAUGCUGUAUGUAUUCAAGAAGGCGUCACCGCACUUUUAUAUGAAGAAGCCAAACUCGCCAAAAUCAGAAUACAAGGUACACUUUUAUUCCACAUUCACGUAG
Molecule: messenger RNA, 2568 nt
Organism: Theileria orientalis strain Shintoku
Lineage: Eukaryota; Apicomplexa; Aconoidasida; Piroplasmida; Theileriidae
Exons: 3
Coding region: 1-2568 (855 amino acids)
Source: RefSeq, a predicted model, not a curated record